Messenger RNA from Penaeus indicus, 376 nucleotides. RefSeq lists its product as uncharacterized. Gene Ontology annotation, cellular component: plasma membrane; cytoplasm. The annotation marks the transcript as partial. Gene Ontology annotation, biological process: transport. The transcript is spliced from 2 exons. NCBI's taxonomy places the organism in Eukaryota, Metazoa, Arthropoda, Malacostraca, Decapoda, Penaeidae. The record is from RefSeq and is a predicted model, not a curated record.
AUGAUAUUUUUAUACCAAAGUAUUUUGAAAUUAGGUUGUGUUUGCGACGGAAAGCAGUUGAAUUCUGGACUUGAUAGAGAUUGCUCGAGCUUGUCAUGCUGUGAUCAAGGGAAGUUAAAGAUAUCAGUUCGCCAGAGAUCUUCAGGUCAACCUCAAGGAAUCCAGUACAAGGUCACGAGGUCAGAGGUCAAAGGUCACAGAUCACCCGGCAAGAUGACCCUUCGCGCUCUGCCCUUCCAGUUCCUUAACCUCGGCGGUGAAAUGAUGUACAUCAUCGACCACAGACUCAGGGCGCAGAACAUCCCUACAGACAGGGCCAAUAAGGGUGAGUUUUGCAUGAGAGAACGUGCCUUUAUGACUCACAUCUUUAGAGCAG